AAAGGUAUAAAAAAUAAAUGUCAUGUGGUAACAGUCAUUUGUUAAAAGUACAGCAAGUUUUAGUGGUAGUACACAGGUAUAUUAGAUGCAAAUUUCACAUUUAAAAUCAUUAACAAUUACUUAAUAUAGUUUAUGUAAACAUAAAAUUAACAAGUUUAUGUGUAUAAACAGAAUUAUGCAUUCGUUUUCAAAGUAGUACACACUGCUUACAGGUAUAGUAUGCACAAUAUAAAUGUGUACUACAACUAAAAACUCUAUAUAGCCAGCUGUUUUUUUAAACAAUGUACUUUUACUGAAUGACAUGUAGUUCUAUAUUCAAACUUAAUUUAUAUAUUUAGCCCUGUAAGAUACAUAUAAUGAGGAUUCUGUACAUUUGAAGUAAAUAUCUAAAGAUAAAAUAUUUUAGUUAAAUACGGCCAUUGGAUAAAUGCGAUUGUGUACUUUUUUUAAUUUAGCACACAAUACUGUAGGCAUUGUAACUGAAAAUACAAACUUCAAGUACGCACUAUCUAUUUUAGAUAUGUAUGUAGCUAACUGCAUCAAAAGUACGCAGUCUGAAAAAAAUAUUUCAGGUAUCAUUUUCUGAAAAAGAAUUAUUUGAGCUGAAAAAAAAAAUGAUCCUGGGUAAAAUGGACACAACUCCGCUAAAACUGUAUUGUAGGCUUAGGUGGCUAUGUAUAUAGUAUCUCAUGCAAAACAUGCACUUUUUACCUCUAGGCAAGAACAUAAUCAUGCAUAAAUAGAAGCAAGUAUACGAUAAGAUAAACACUUUGAAAAGAAAAAAUCAUUUAACGCCCUAGGGGAAAGUGUGCCAUUUUUUGGUGAAAUUUAUAAACAAACAGACGAUUUUUUAAAUGUUAAAACCCGCAGAAUUUCACGAAGUAAAAUAUGUUUAGAAAGCUAUUCUGGAGAGUGAAUGAUCCAAAUAUAUGCGUCCAAGUACUGGUAUAACAUGGACAGGAUUAUGAUUUGCAAACGGUGUUCACUCAUCAGUUUUACUCUAUAUAAAGAUUGUUUCCCUCGGGUAGAGAGGGAGGGCUUAGGGUAAGUCUCUAAAUACUGUUUAUACACAAGCGCAUAUUAUGUUCGUGUUUAUAUAGUUACUAAGUAACAACUGUUUUUCCAAAUUUGAAAUUACGCAUAAUAUGAAUUUAAAGUGUGCAGCUGAUAUAUAUUUUGUGCUUGAAAUUUAUUGAACACCAGGAUUUCCUAGCAGAAGAAGAAACAGUUAUUUAGUUGCAAUAAAAUCACAGUUUGAAACCCGCCCACCAAUUUAGGUUUGAAAAAAAUACAAUAAACUAGUUUUUGCAUAUUUGUUUAGAAACAUCCAAAAGAAUAGCAGUUAUAAUCCUCGAAGAUCCAUGUUCCUAUGUUAAAUUGAAAAGAUAAUAUAGAGGAAAUUUGCUUGUUUCAAUGUAAGAGCGAAAUAUAUUUCACCGAGUAAACACUAUAACUUGAUAUGUUCACGAAUGGCGCAGCCAGGAGUGAAAAUGUGAAUUAUGGUGUUCACGAGUAAAAUAUAUUUUGGUCUUACAUUGCAACAAACCAAUUUUAUUUUCAUUUUAUGUAUUUUUAAUAUUUUAGAUAACAUAUAUCAAUUUUACCCGCGCAGCGUCACGUGCAUCGCAUCAUGACAUCAUAAUUUCAUGACGUACUGAUAUCUAUGUAAAAAAGAAUACUGUCAAAUAAUUCUUUGACGUUUACAGAUGUCUUUCAGAUUUUAUUACGAUGGAACGUAUAAAUUUAUGAUUCUGUAAGUAUUUAUAUACAUCUAUAUCUUUUCUGAAGUAUAUUUUGCAAGGAAUUAACGAUUAUAUAUAAUUCAUAUUCAUUCGCACUCAAGUGUAGUUCCGUACCAGUGAAAAAUAAAAUAGAUAUGUUCACUGUUUGAAGAAGUGAAAAUAUCAAUUUUGUUUCACUGAUGAAUUACAGUAUUUCACUGAAAAGCAUAAAAUAAUAUUAGGUUAUUUAACAUUGUUCUGUACGAUACGGAGAUAUAUUUGGAACGUUCACGAUUGGACAGAUAAAAUAGAUAUAGAAUAAAUAUAUUUAUCCGUCUGAAACAUUCAAUACUCGUACAAAAAUCAAUCGAUAUAUAUUUUGCCAUUUUGAAACAACGGUUGUGGAUGUACAUUUCUUAUAUUAUCGAACUGUGCAUUAACAACUGAUAACAGUUUCAGUUUAGUUAGGUAAGCAAGCUGACUUGUAGGGUUUGUAACCGUAACAGCUGUGAUUAUCUUUGAUAUCUUUUUCAUAAUUCAUCUGAUAUACAGAUUCAAUACUUCAUUAACGGCUGUUUUCAGAAAGACAAAUAACUAUUUGUUAUGGGCCGUUUUAUGAGAAAACCUGUAUAUAAUCAUUACAUUAUUAUAUAGUAGUGGAAAUCAUUGUUUUCGUAUGUUCAUGCAGAAACUAGAAAACUAGUAUAUUGUUAUUCAGUUAUUUUAGGCAAAUUAAAUUCACCAAUAUUUUACAAACAGAUGUUCGCUGUGUUGUCAUGAAACCCGAAAUUCCAGAGUACUCAUGCACCAUGAGAAUACAGAUUUGCAUAGAUAAAAGGUUCAUGAUGGAACCAAAAAUACAACUUGAGUUAUUUUUUACUAAAAUUAUUUUAAACUGUUUCUAAAUAUUCAAAUGUAUGAUGACUGUUAAGUUAGUGAUACUUAUAUUUUGUCGCAUAAAUGACAUGAAAAAGUACAUGCCAUGAACAACGACGUCAUACUGCUUUCAUUACGUUCAUGACGUUAUGUCUUUAAAUGCCAUCGGUGAUUUUCUUUAAAGCGUUUUUUCAUGAAUAUUUUAUCAUCUCAGUUAUGAGUUUAUGUCACUAAUACAGGUUUUGUCAUGGAACGACUUAUAGCAGCUUACUCGCUCAAUUGAAGAAAAGACAAUUUCGUUAUAAAGAACAAGAAUGGUUGAUACAAUAGCAUCCUUGUCUAACAGGAGUAAAACACGUGGGAAAUGCCAUACCAUUUGUUUACUUCAUUUGUAGGUGCAUCUUAACUGGCUACGACAAAUUUGUAGCUUAUACGGACCGUCUCGAAAAUGUCCUUCAUUGACUAUUAUCAAAAUUUAUUCAAAACACAGUCACAGUUAGUGAUUUCAAAACAACAGUUAUUUUACUGUUUAUUUUUAUUUUUCUUACACGUCUGAUCUCACAAUAUAAACAUCUUUAAUGGAAUGAGGAAUAUAGAACAGUAUGUAAAUGAUGUGUUUUGAUUAGAAGAGUCUUGACUCCAGGCGGGGGACUCUUUGGCUACUGGCUCUUAAAGCCCCAACUUUGAACGGACUGGUUUGCUUUCUGUCGACUGUCUUGCUUCGUCGCACUCUUAAUGUGUUUCCUUUGGUUUCUAUAGUUAUCGAGAACUUAAUACGUUUAAAGUUCAAUGGGUUUUGAUUCACACUUUAUCUUUACAUACGCAUAUUUUGUAUUUUACAAUGUGUACAGCCGCUCUUGCACAUAAUCAUAUUUUCAAGUGGAGUGAUAUAUAGGCGGGUAUGUUUUGUUAACGGGUUUUUUUUUCUAUUGGACAGGUGUCCAAUCUUUCAGUAAAGAGAGUAAAACAAAAAAUCUGAAAACGACAGCGUAGGAUACAAGACAUUUUGCAAUUGCUUGAUUUCGUUCAUAAUUCUAUUGAGUUUAUAAGUAGUUUGCUUUGUACUCCUACAGUUUAGGUCGAUUUUGAAGCAAGUCCUAUGGCUUAUAUCAAUUUCUCUAGACGACACCUUAUUCCUCAUGAAAUCCAUCGACACGAGGGUGUGAGAGAAGGACAGCCAGUUUUUGUUUUCUUUUAAUGUGCUGUGCGCCAAGUAAGAGAACUGCUGGUACCAUUUACCACCUGUUUCGUAUGAUGCGACCGGGAAUCAAACUCACGGCCUCCUACACUCAAAGCGGACGCUCUACCUUUAGGCUAAAAGUAGUUUAGCUCCAAGAAUUUUUUUCAAACAUUAGUUUAAUGAACAAUAUUGCUGAAAGUAAUAUACAUUUGAAUAAAAUAUGCAGAAAUCAUAUAGUCUAACCUUCUGUUUGUGUAUAAUUUUACAAAUUGAUCAAUUGAUCCAGAUUAAUCUUUGGUUAUACUAUAUUCUGAACAUGUAUAGGUGGUUUAACAUAAUAAACUAAUACGACAAAGACAUAAUACUGGGCCAUUGUGAGUACGACACAUUAGAUAUCUAAUACUGGGCCGUUGUGAAUAAGACAGAUCAAAGAUCUAAUAAUGGGUCAUUGUGAGCAGGACAGAAGAUCUAAUACUGGCCCAUUGUGAGUACGACAGAACGAAGAUCUAAUAUUGGGCCAUUGCUAGUACGACAUAUCGAAGAUCUAAUACUGGGCCAUUGUGAGUACCAUAGAUCGAAGAUUCAAUACUAAGCCAGAAGAAGAUCUAAUACUAGUCCAUUGUGAGUACAACAGAUCGAAGAUCUAAUACUGGUCCAUUGUGAGUACGACAGAUCGAAGAUCUAAUGCUGAGCCGUUGUAGAUAAGACAGAUUGGAAAUCUAUGACUGGGUCACUGUGAGUAUGACAAAUUUGUUACUGGACCAUUGUGAAAAUUACGAUAGAUGGAAGAUCUAAUACUGAGCCAUCGUGAAUACGACAAGUCGAAGAUCAAAGUCCGGGAUAUUGUGAAAAAGACUGAUCAAAAUGUAAUGCUGAAUCUUUGUAAAAAAAAUGCAUUUUACUGGCAUAUCAAAUACAUGAUCUCUUUUAAUCAAACAUAUUAUAAUGGAAUGUAACCUUUUUAAAGGUUUCCUAUGACAUAACAUCGUCAGGAAAAUCACGCAUAUUGCGAAGUACAAGACAUACAAGGUAUCCUUGCAAACUGAAAUAUAAAUAUAUUGUAAGUACAGAAAAUACUCUUAAAGUGCCAUUUGUCGCUAUUAAAGAACAAUACAUGCAUGCAAAUUUCGUAUUUCUUCAACAAGCUAUGCAAUGUACAUAUAAUCAUUUUUUUCCAUUUUAGAAGAAUCCCUGUAUGUAUCAAAGUGCUCAAAAAGAUCAAUGUUACACAUUCAUCAUACUAAGUUUACUCUUUCUGUUUAUAGUACAUGUAACUAAAAUAUUUCAAGGCAAAGUGUAAAUUUAUUAGAUUACUAAAUAUUGCAACUAUUGUCUUUACCUGUAAUUUAUCAUAGUUUCAGAUGCAAAGAUUAAACGCAGAAAAAGUAAAUGCCGACGACCCAACUCUGAUUGAACUUAUUAAGGAAUUUUACAUUGAAAAAUCAUCUAAGCUGCCGUACAACUUAGAACAUCCAGAAAAAAGAGACCCAUCCUGCGGACAGACAGCUUUUGUUGAUGACUUUAUGAAACAUAAGGAAGGUGCGUUUUAUGUUGAUUGUGGCGCCCACGCUGGGGAGAUAUUUUCAAAUUCCUUGUUUCUCGAAAGGUAUCGUAACUGGAAUGGUAUACUUAUUGAAGCAAACCCGACAGUCUACAAAGAAUUAAAGAAGAAAAACAGAAAAGCUUUUACUCUGAACGCAUGCCUUAACGGGAAGCCGUAUCCUUCCGUGAUGACCUUUUUAGAGGAUUCUUGGUGGGGAUACAUUUUAGAUGGAAAUCAAUCAAUGGCGAAUAAAGGAAGGAGUGGCACAGCCCGUUAUGUGGAAGUCCAGUGUUUCCCAUUGUACUCUAUUCUUAUGGCGUUAAAUCAAACCAAAAUUGAUUACUUUAGUUUAGACGUUGAAGGAGCCGAGGAAAGCGUGCUUGACAGCAUACCUUGGAGCAAAGUUGACAUAAGAAUGAUGUCUAUUGAAUAUGAUAAGUGGCCUGGUGGAAAGUAUGCAUUAAAGGCUUACAUGGAAAAAAGAGGGUACAAGUUUAUGACUGAGGUUACUGUGUCAGCCGCAGCAGAUAUCAUAAUGUUAAAGGAGGAUUGAUAAAAGCGUUGUUGUAGACAAAUUACUUUUAUGUUUUGGUCAUCAAAGAUACAACAACUAUAUUUUUAUUUGAUCUAGUUCUAAAUUUGUUUAAUUUCGUUAAAUUUUCUUUAUAUAACACAUCUCUCAAAUAUAGCUGAUGGGUUUUGCGGUGAACGAUAAGGUUAGGAUUUGUCUUUUGUUUAAAAAUGUAGAAACAAUGCCCUGGAUCCUGCUUUAUCUUGACGAUAGUCAUUACAAGGUUAGCUAUUUGUAAAAGCUGGUCAGCAACCUUUUUAAUAUCUUAAUUUACAACAUAACUUAGACUGAAAAAAAAAUGUUAAGUACAUAUACUAGUAAACCAUCGACCAGUUACGCAUAAAGAAAACAACUUGCAUUUAGACCUAGUCUCGUUGGGUUAAUAUAUUGCAAUAGCUGGUUCUCAGCUUGACAAUGCACUUGUUAUUCCUCGCAAAGAAAGUAAAGUAAAAAGCAUCCAUGAGAAUCGAAGUUUUCGGAGUUUUUUGUUGUUGUUGUUGUUUUUAAAGAAAUUUCCUAGCGUUAUAAUGACUCCUCUGGACGGGUUGGAAUAACACUGCAAGAAAGUUCUUUUUUAUGUG
Mercenaria mercenaria is the source of this 6472-nucleotide messenger RNA. RefSeq lists its product as uncharacterized. NCBI's taxonomy places the organism in Eukaryota, Metazoa, Mollusca, Bivalvia, Venerida, Veneridae. The record is from RefSeq and is a predicted model, not a curated record. The transcript has 3 exons. The coding region runs from base 5139 to 5873 and encodes 244 amino acids.